AUGAAGAAGGCUGGGGCUGGGGGGAGAGGGCGGCUUCUGCACAGCCCGGGCGUGCGGCACGUGCAAGGCGUGUACAGCCGUCGGGGGUGGGGUGUGUGGAGGCGUGCAAAGGCAGCAGGGAGCCCCUCCUCACGCUCCCUCCCCGGCCCCGAGCUUUCAGGAGGGGAGGGGCCGGCCGAUGCGCUCCGAGACCCUGGACCGGCCCCGCGACGCCAGUUCCCACGGCCGCCCCGUCCAACAAACCUUCCCUUCCGGGCGCAGCGGGGUCAGCGCCGCCCCGUCGGAGGAGCCAUAAGAGGCAGGCGCGUGGCCGGCGGAACGGGCUGCACGUCUCCGCUGCCGGGAGAGGAAGAGGAGGAGAGCCGGAGCAAGUCCCGGAUCUGUGCCCCCCAUCACCAUGCAGUGGGUGGUGAAGAUAUACCUCCUGGGCCUGGUACUCUCGUUGCUGUCUCUGCUCUUCGGGCUGAUGGGCUUCCUGGGAGACCUGAUGCCCCUCCAGGGGCUGGACCCCUGCCUCCCCGGCCGGUGGGUGAAAUCAGAGGGCGGCAGCCUUGCGGACGGAGUCCCCCCAGGCCUCUCGGGGGACGACAAGCUCAGGACAAGCAAAGUGACUGGCUCCUACACAUGAGACGAGGGGCUUCGCUGACGGCAAACCAAAGUGCCACGGAUUAUGUGGGUUUGUUUUUUUUAGGGAUGGGGUUUACGUAGAUGGGGCUGGGUUUGUAUGCGCCUUUGCCAACCUGCCCUGGCGAAAGAGGGGGCUGGCAGCAGAAGCCCAGCUGGCCUGGGGGAGGAAGAUGCCCCCACUUGGGAGAGCUUCUGUACCCUGUUAAUUGGGAGACUUAUGGGGCAGGUGUUGGAACCCCUGUGGAUCAAUAUGGAGACCCUUAGCCCCACAGCAAGCCCAGACU
Messenger RNA from Lacerta agilis (Sand lizard), 911 nucleotides. Its product is annotated as translation initiation factor IF-2-like. NCBI's taxonomy places the organism in Eukaryota, Metazoa, Chordata, Lepidosauria, Squamata, Lacertidae. The record is from RefSeq and is a predicted model, not a curated record. The transcript is spliced from 3 exons. The coding region runs from base 1 to 708 and encodes 235 amino acids.